GCGUUCUGCCCUAGGUGGCCUACCACCUGCAGAGUCAAUACAUGGAAGCAUAAGAAGAGAAUAAGAAAUGAUAAUGGAUCAAUGCUUACCCUUGCUGGUAAUGAAAAACACAAAAUAAUUAAAACAACGUAUUUGAUGUUUUCAUCUUUAAUAACCAAAUACCGGUAAUGGUGUGGCUAAACUGGAACUUUUAGUCAUUACUAAUGGCAGUUUUAUAAAUAACUUUUCCUCUCUUUGGCAAGCACCAUUCAACCAAGCAAUUCCAAUUCUGAGAGUCCAUGGGGUAUAAAAAGGAAAGAGUAGAGCUUUAGCGUCAAACAAAUCCGAGUUUAAAUCUUGACUUUGCCACUUACUAAAGAUGACCUUCAGUUUCCUCAUAACACUUCUGUCUCAGGGUUGGUAGCUUUGUAAAGAUGGUCUUUAUAAAGUGGUUUCAGAAUAUGGAAACUAACGUAAUGGACCCUUGUGCUAUAAGCCCACAGAAAAUACUGAGUAAUGUAAAAUUAAAGAAUUAAAUUAGAUAGGUUUGAAAGAAAUCAGAGGAAACUUAAAGCCUGAUCAGUGAGCCUUCUGUUGGGGGUGGGGGGGGGCAGUGCUGGAAACUAGACACUGGUUGGGGCACUGGGGACAUGGCCAUAGUAAAGAUUUGGGAUUUUGUUCAAGUAUGAUGAGAAGCCUUUGGAGGAGGGGUAACGCUUAGUCCUGUUUCACCUGGAGUAUUUAUUUUCCCUUUCUGGAGGAUUCCACACACAGCAAAGAGUUGCUGAAUGUCCAAGUGGAAAGGCCAUUAUAAUAAACUGAGGAAUAAAAAGCUUUUAAAGACGUGAUCCCACUUCCAAUGGAAUCAUCUUUUGGGAAGACAAUGGAAGAUUUGAUUUCACAAAGCACCACCAGGGAGUAUUCAUUUGUCACACUGAUGUAGUUACCACGUAAGAGUUUCUGUGAUGCUUGACACCCACCCCUCCCCAGCCUACCCCCAUCCCACACACACAGACAGACAGAAGAGGACUGGACAGGGAGAGGCUGCUUCACCAACUGGCUUUGGAGUUUAGAAUUGAGACCCUCACCAUUCAUAAUAUUUCCUAAUUCCUAAUAAAAUGGAAUUUUAAAAUCUAAUAAUUUAAUAACUUAGAAUAACUUAUAAAAUGGAUUUUUAUUUUAAAUAAUAAUUUAGAGAUCAUGGUUUGAAUGUAUUAAGUCCCAGGCAACACAUCUUAAAGUGGAAGUGGAGCUAAGUAUGAAUGUACGUUCUCAAUCAGAGAGCACCGAGAAAAGUUUCUAUUUCACCCUAAAUCUUUGUUAAUCUUUCAAAUUGAGACCAUUUUAGCAACAAUUUUAAAUUGGUUAGUAAGAUGAAAAGCAGAUCUUAAGAUACAUUAAAAAAAGCAUUUUAGGCAAAAAUCCAGUUUGUAUAGUUCUGUACAAUCUGAGGGAUCGUCAUCUAUUUCCUGAAAGGGCUCAUGCCUACAGAUAAAAUAAUAAGCAUAGGUUACUAAUAGGCUGUAUCUUUUCCCUCUGCCCCACCUGCUCUUGGAGUGCUUUAAUUAGAAAGAUACUAACAUAGAUUAAAGUCUUAGCCAUGCUCAAAUUCCUCCCCUGACCUGGAGAAAACCACAGCCACUGAGAAUCUGUGUUACAAAACAUUGUCAAAAGUUUUCUCCAAGUAACACCAGUGAGCUUAAAUAGAGCACCCAGGAAGUGACUGCGUGUAAGAGGAAAAGGUGACCUCGAUACACACUGAUGAUUUGACUCGUGUUCUUACCUUCUGGAUCAGAGCAGUUAAAGUAUCCAGCGCGUCAUUUCCAUGCAAAAGUGUAACGAUGCAGGAGCAGGCUAGGGUAAUCCAGAUGUAAGUGGAGGACCCUCUUGCCUCUUGCCUCAGUUGGGUAUUUAUGUACAGGACACAGUAACCGCUGAAACAGUAUAGAAUUCAAGCAAAUCCUUGCAUAGUACUUAGAGUCCAAUGAGAUAAAAUGAUGGAUCAAAGGAUUAUUUUUGCUUAAUGAAGCAUUUCGGGUUUUGAGUCUCAUUGGACUCAGUUUUCAACAGGAUGUUGUCCUCAAGGGCUGGAAUUUGGAAAUUUCACUACAGCCAUGUAAUCGGUCUGCUCUGAUUAAUUUAAUUGAACCAACUCUUGAUGAAGCCCUGCUGGCUUAUAAUUUAGAAAUGGGUAGGGAGAGGGAUGGAUAAUGUGAAGGAUUUUUUCCCCUCUGAAAUUAGCUUAGUGUAUUCAGAAAGUAGUUGGUUGCGUCUGGUCGUAUGCUUUAGUAAUCUGAACCAUCUGCCUCUCUAUACUAAGGAGUUCACCUCUUUAAUCCAGCUUACAGCGCACAAACCACUCUUCUGUAUCAUUAUGCCCUUGAAUAGAUGAGCCUGUGCGAAGUCCUCUGCUUUUAAAUGUGUUGCUGUCGUUGAAGAUAUUUAGAGGUUUUGUGGGGGUUUUAUUUCCUUCAGGUUUUGUCUUGAGUUUUCGGUAUUCUUUUUCUGGGGCAGAAACAAUGGCUUUCCUUAUGAAAACUAUGAUAAGUAGUCAGGUAAAGAAUUUAGGACUUGGUGGCAGGUCUGAAGAAAAAAAAGAAGAAGGAGGUACAUCUGAUCCUGCAGCAGCUCAGGGGAUGACUAGAGAGGAAUAUGAGGAAUACCAAAAGCAAGUGAUCGAGGAGAAGAUGGAAAGAGAUGCUGCAUUUACACAAAAAAAGGCAGAGAGGGCGUGCCUCAGAGUUCACCUCAGAGAAAAAUACAGACUCCCAAAGAGUGAAAUGGACGAGAACCAAAUCCAGAUGGCUGGAGAUGAUGUGGAUUUGCCCGAAGAUCUCCGGAAAAUGGUAGAUGAGGAUGAAGAAGAGGAAGAAGAUAAGGGUUCUAUUCUCGGGCAGUUACAGAAUCUCCAGAACAUGGACUUGGAUUCCAUCAAAGAAAAAGCCCAGGCCACCUUCUCGGAGAUCAGGCAGACAGCGGAGCAGAAGUGCUCUGUGAUGUGAGGGGCAGG
Molecule: messenger RNA, 2989 nt
Organism: Delphinapterus leucas (beluga whale)
Lineage: Eukaryota; Metazoa; Chordata; Mammalia; Artiodactyla; Monodontidae
Gene: CPLX4
Product: complexin 4
Biological process (GO): neurotransmitter transport; regulation of neurotransmitter secretion; synaptic vesicle exocytosis
Cellular component (GO): terminal bouton; SNARE complex
Molecular function (GO): syntaxin binding
Source: RefSeq, a predicted model, not a curated record